ACUACACACUUGGAGAGAUUAGCGCGCAGGCAGCAGUAAUCUGGUUUCAGGACCACGGCCAGAGACACCGUUUGACCACGAAUCCUGUGGAAAGUUGCCUCCAGCGCGCUGUGAACCUUUACGGACACCAAAGAGUGCACUGAAGUUCAUUUGGACAUUAAGGGCAAAGUGGGACUGACAAUAUUUGUUCGGUUGAUUUUAUAUAAAGGCAGUUUAAGCAAAUUAAAUCUCUGGACAAUCAGUGGCUGACUACAGAUACCGCCGCACAGGAAACUGCGGGUUGAGGAGUCUGGUGAUCAAAUGAAAUCAAGUUGUUGUUGUUUUUUUUAUGUGUGAGUGAGAAACACGGGGCGGAGGGAGUAGAGGAGAAGGCUGUGCGCUCAAUCGGGAGCGCGCAAAGACUGGACAUUGGUCGGAUCCUGGAGUCGUGAGGAUGGAGAUCCGGUCGGACAGGUUUAAGGCCGUGGCAGCCAAGACUCUCGGGAAAAUAUACGGAGCUCUUGAGAAGAAGCAGGAAAAUGGUGAGACCAUCGAGCUGUCGGCGGAGGGCCGGCCGGAGCUGGUGGAGGAGAAGGAGCUGCCCGUGGUGGACUGCACAUGCUUCGGCCUGCCCAGGCGCUACAUCAUCGCCAUCCUCUCUGGCAUUGGCUUCUGCAUCUCCUUUGGUAUUCGAUGUAACUUGGGUGUGGCCAUCGUCAGCAUGGUCAACAGCCACACCAUCUUCAGAGACAAUAAGCAGGUCGUAGUGAACGCUCAGUUUGACUGGGAUCCAGAAACAGUCGGAAUGAUCCACGGGUCCUUCUUCUGGGGAUACAUAGUGACCCAAAUCCCAGGAGGGUUCAUCUGUCAAAAGUUUGCAGCAAACAGAGUGUUUGGCUUUGCUAUAGUGGCCACAUCUUGCCUGAAUAUGCUCAUCCCUACAGCAGCACGGAUGCAUUUUGGCUGUGUUAUCAUUGUCAGGGUGUUUCAAGGACUUGUGGAGGGAGUUUCCUAUCCAGCUUGUCAUGGUAUUUGGGCAAAAUGGGCACCACCUCUUGAAAGAAGUCGCCUGGCCACGACAGCAUUUUGUGGUUCUUAUGCUGGUGCUGUGAUUGCCAUGCCAUUAGCUGGAAUCCUGGUCCAGUACUCAGGAUGGUCAUCAGUCUUCUAUGUCUACGGAAGUUUUGGGGUCAUGUGGUAUUGCUUCUGGUUCCUGGUGUCUUAUGAAAGUCCAGCAGCCCAUCCCACCAUCACUGAGGAGGAGAGAAAAUAUAUUGAGGAAAGCAUUGGCGAGUCGGCCCAACAUACAGUAACGAAAUUCAACACACCGUGGAGGGCCUUCUUUACGUCCAUGCCAGUGUACGCCAUCAUUGUGGCUAAUUUCUGCAGAAGCUGGACUUUCUAUUUGCUUCUCAUCAGCCAGCCUGCAUACUUCGAGGAGGUUUUUGGGUUUGAGAUUAGCAAGGUGGGCAUAGUUUCCGCACUUCCCCACCUCGUCAUGACCAUUAUCGUGCCCAUUGGCGGCCAGCUAGCUGACUAUCUGCGCUCCAACCAAAUCAUGACCACCACUAACGUCAGGAAACUUAUGAACUGUGGAGGGUUUGGGAUGGAGGCAACCCUGCUGCUGGUGGUGGGCUUCUCUCAUACAAAAGGGGUUGCCAUAACAUUUCUGGUCCUGGCUGUGGGUUUCUCUGGUUUUGCCAUUUCAGGUUUCAACGUCAACCACCUGGACAUUGCACCACGCUAUGCUAGCAUCCUCAUGGGUAUCUCCAACGGUGUGGGCACUUUGUCUGGUAUGGUUUGCCCACUUAUAGUUGGUGCCAUGACAAAGCAUAAGACGCGGGAGGAGUGGCAGGGUGUGUUUCUUAUCGCCUCUCUUGUUCAUUAUGGCGGUGUUAUAUUCUAUGGCCUCUUUGCAUCUGGAGAGAAGCAAGCUUGGGCGGAGCCGGAGCAGCUGAGUGAUGAGAAAUGUGGCAUCCUGGAUGAGGAUGAGCUUGCAAACGAGACAGAGGAGCUGUAUCGCACAAGUGGCGGAGCAGGCUAUGGAGCCAUGAACCAGGGUGCGGAUCCCAACGGAGGCAUGGGAGGAGGAGGCUGGGUCUCAGACUGGGACAAAACUGAGGAGUAUGUCCAACCAGCCGGAACCAAUAAUUACCUUUAUGGAGGGGAGGGGGAGACCGAGAGUUAACAUAAAACCAGCAGAUCCUCUGCACGUAGCCUUUAGUGAGGCAGAAACAUUACAUUAACAGUGUGGAGUUUCACCUAAAGGCAUGAAGAACUUUGAAAGUGCGAAAUUAAAAUGGAAUGCGGGAGGGGACAAUUUUCAGCAAGCCUGACUGUAUUAUCAUAACUGAACUGAAUUCAGAGAGAGACUCCACAGUGGAGGUGAAGACAUUAGUAAAUGUAAAAUGUGUGUUUGUGUGUGAUUGCAAUUGUGUACCUUGUGUGACAGACAAUCUAAGUAAGUAAGAGUGUUUUAGGACUCAUCAGCCUCCCUGCAGUCGCUCUUGGAGGAGGGCUGUGCUUUAGGCCUGGUGUGGCUUUCUCUGAUGUUUAUUCAUUGUAAUAAUUGUAGAAAUUUCUAUCUUGUCUGACAUGUUUUGGAUUUCAUUUGUAUGCCUCUCACUUAUUUUUGAAUCAUUCAAGAUUACAAAUCUUUAGGCGCACAUUGGUCACAAUUUCUGUUGUAAAACGUACUGAGUUUGAUUAAUUAGUUUUUUUAAAGUUUCAUAAAUGGUUGUAGAAUUUCCGCAAACCACAGCAGAGUAUGCACCUCCACUGAAGUUAAAAUGGAAACUCACCAGCUACAAGGUCUUCACACAAUGUUAUGAAAGCUUUUUUUCCUAAAAACAAUGCUAAGUUUAGUCCUUAAUGUGCACACUUUUAAGAAAAAGCAUGUUACUUGUGCCAAUACAACAAAAAAUCUUGCUCUGUAGUAUUGGUUUACUCAUUCACUGACAAAGUAAUUGAUCACCUGCAAACAUUACUGUACACAGCUUUCUGUGAAGUCUAAAUAGCCCUUACUGACAUUUUUAGAUUCAGCACUUUGAUUUCGUCAUGUAAAAUGUUUUAUGUAGCCUACUAGCCUACUAGGCUCCCACCCUGCAUGCAGGGUGAACACCUACCAGCCACUAACAGAUAAAUGUUCAAAUUCACCAGCCACUCAACAGUAAAUCAUUAUUUUGUGUCUGAAAUCUACCAUCAACUUUCACGUUUUAUCAGCAUUUAGCUGUUGGCUAAUGCUAAUUUCCCACUAUACAUGUAAUAUAUGCUUCAUUAAUGUUAUUCUAUUAUAUUACUGUUGUGUUCAGGCAAUUCAUGCUCUAAGUGUAAACAUCAAGAAAAGCACUUUGCUGGCACCAUAUAACCUAAGAAACCCCAACACCACAAAAAUCACAGAGGCGAGUCUGUUGUGUGAUACCAGUUAUUUACCAUAUGUCAAGAUUAAAAACUGUGCAAAUAAAAUGAGAAUGUUAGUCCUGUAGAGCCAUCACGUAGAUCUCAGUCAAUCUUGUUUAAAGGUGGACUCUAAUUACCCUUUGCUUUAUUUUAUAGUGCAGCAAUUUUAAAAUAUGCUAAAGACCAUUUAAAAAUAAAAGCCUGAUAAUGGACAACAAAACAAUGAUGUUUCACUGUACAUGAGCAAUUUGUUUUACUUUUGUUAGUAGAUGUUGUAAUGUAUCUUGCUAGCCCCAAAAUGAAGGUUUAAGAUAAAAAAUCCCUGUGUUAGAUUAUGUAAUGGUAUUACUUUGGCUGAUUCACUGAGUGGAGUUAAUUGAUAGAUUACAUGUUAAAUGUUAGUGUUUUUACUGACAUUUUUAAUUAAUUUCUUGUUAAAUGUUUUGUUCUGAAUUGUAAACUAAAACUAUAUGUAAAAAUCAUGUACAUGUGGAAAAUGUUAUAUAAUAAAACCUAGAGGUGAUAAUUCCUGUACAAUAA
Siniperca chuatsi (mandarin fish) is the source of this 3918-nucleotide messenger RNA. Its product is annotated as vesicular glutamate transporter 1-like. Gene Ontology annotation, biological process: transmembrane transport; monoatomic anion transport; regulation of synapse structure or activity. Bases 434 to 2167 code for a protein of 577 amino acids. Lineage: Eukaryota; Metazoa; Chordata; Actinopteri; Centrarchiformes; Sinipercidae. Gene Ontology annotation, molecular function: neurotransmitter transmembrane transporter activity; L-glutamate transmembrane transporter activity. Gene Ontology annotation, cellular component: synaptic vesicle membrane; excitatory synapse. The record is from RefSeq and is a predicted model, not a curated record. The transcript is spliced from 13 exons.